AUGCCAGUGAACCUCCAGGUCUCACAACCAUCUGCGGAUCAACAGGAAUCCCGACCAUUGGGCCAAUCUAGCUCCACGAGUGCGGUAGCCUCUUACCACCGUUCACAAAGGCAAGGCACAGCAUCCGAAGCACAAGUGGCCGCCUAUCGCACUUACACCCUGGGAGUACCCACUGAAGUUUUACUGGCCUGGCCUUUCGACACACCUCCGCAUCCCCAGCAACACGCUGCCUCGGCCUCGAGGUCGGGAUCGUUUCCUCCGACAAAUGCCAGCACCUCUGGCUUCGCAACUCUCCCGCUUCGCCCGAAACACUCUUCCUCAAAGCUUAAUCCUAAAGCAAAACCGUUCACGUUCAAGAGAAAGCCAUGA
Molecule: messenger RNA, 369 nt
Organism: Sporothrix schenckii 1099-18
Lineage: Eukaryota; Fungi; Ascomycota; Sordariomycetes; Ophiostomatales; Ophiostomataceae
Exons: 1
Coding region: 1-369 (122 amino acids)
Source: RefSeq, a predicted model, not a curated record